Suillus paluster is the source of this 2691-nucleotide messenger RNA. RefSeq lists its product as uncharacterized. The transcript has 13 exons. Lineage: Eukaryota; Fungi; Basidiomycota; Agaricomycetes; Boletales; Suillaceae. Bases 1 to 2691 code for a protein of 896 amino acids. The record is from RefSeq and is a predicted model, not a curated record.
AUGGCGACCCAGCGCAAACACUCUCGUGGCACCAAGCUGAAAGUUCCUCGUGGGAUAAUGCAAGUUAAACCACAAGCCAGCACUAGCAUGGAUGGCUCAGAUGCAAGUGGUCGUUGCACACGCUUCAAGUCUGUGGCGGCUAUCAUGAAGGAGACUGAGGAAGGCUUAAAAACGCAUAGGGAGAUGUUAUUGUCUCUACCUGCCGAAACAUGCUCUGCCCUGAGCAGCAUCUCACAAGGCUGUGCAGGCGCAGAGCCAGACGAUGACAUUGGUGUUGAUACCGUGUUCAAAAACCCCCUCGCUUUCUUUGACGACCUUCCUCCCGACAUCUCCCAUGAAGGUGGGGAGAUUAAUGAUGUGGUUCAAAGCGCACUAGGAAUGUCUUCACGCUCCAGUAGGAAGGGUGCACAGUCCCGUCGUCAGAGACUCGAGAGGCUGGAUGCCCAUUGGCAUAUGCAAAUGCCUGAACUCGUGGAGUCGUACUUACGAUGGAAACAUGGACCCAUGGAUCCAGUCCUACCCAAACACUCACAAAACCAUCAUGAAUUCCAUGUCACUGCAGUUCGAAUCUUUGAUCGUGAACUUGCUACCAUUCAUCAACGCCCCAAUGAGCCGGCCAAUGUAUCACUACUCAGAAAUGGACUCCUUGGCUGCUCGCCUGUUGAGCCUUCAGUUGCGAUUGAUAUCCGCGCCCUGGAGCUUUACUAUCGACUACGUCGCCGACAUUCGCCGCUCAGUAUCCAAGCUAUGGCGAAAGCCUUAUGUGAUUUACAGAAUGUCAAUUACCACACAUGUUACAGGGACCAAUUUUCAAUCGCCUUUGAUGCCUUCCUUUCAAUCCUUCGCCACAUGCGGCAGAGGUUAGAUCACGUACUCGGGCGUGAUGACCCGAACUGGAGAGCUAGCCACAUGUGCCCUUGCUGCACCUACAAGCUCCAAGAUGAUCCCUCACUAGCUCUUAAUAUUCUUGUGGCCCAGGAUGGCAACAAUUCGCUGAAGCGAGUAGCAAGUGUCGCAAAUGCCAAUAACCGCCAGUUUCAUAGUUCAUACUUUCUCUCACACCAUGAUGUUGAUGUGUUCAAAAAUGAAGUCAAGCAUCGUCAACAUGCGCCAGCGGAUGAUUUGGGGGAUACUACAAUGCAGACUGUCAAUUCUGAGGGACUCCUUAGCUCGUGCCUGCAAUGGAAAAGCAGUUCACCUGAACACCAAAAGACAGCGCUUGAUAUCUACGAAACGACUGGCAUCUUCGCAUCAGCAUGCCAGCAUGGAUCCAUCAUCAAAGUGUGCGAGAUGGUGAGAAGCGGUGAACUUGCGAAGUACCCACUCGCAAUCACUAACUACAUGUUGGAUACCUACGGUGAUGAUAUUGGGAUAGGCUAUGACAUCGGCUGCACAUUCGGUCAAAUAAUUUGUAAUAGCCCCCUUAUCAGCGCGAAGGCUGAAGCUUCUCAACUUCACAACAUCAUCCACUUUACCAACAAGGCUUCGGACUUGAAGAUCUGGAAACUAUGGAGCGGGUAUUCUCAUCUUCAAAUUCAGUCUCGUGCUCUGUUCUGGGAUGAUGAUAAGUACCAGGAGCUUAGUAAAUUCAUUCUCAACAACUACCGGCAAGCAUUGACCAUCAUCAGCGAGUAUGGCAGUGCUGUCAAGAGCUUCGUGAUCACACUUGACAUCAGUGAGGAUGAGUUUGAGAAGUGGCUCGUUGCCGAACGUGAUUAUCUCAUGAACCUCAGUGACGAACUGGAAGAGCGCAUACUAGCAUGUGCCUAUGUCCAGGCAUUAAUUGACCUUCAAACUGCAGAUGCAAAAUGGCACGGUGUUUCAGAAGCUUUCAGGAACUCGAUGUCUUCUCAGUGCAUCAACUAUACUGCAGAUGUUCAUGAGAUGCUCAAACUGGAGACCGCUCGCCAAGCAAGCAUGGAUAUCCUUCUUGUCAACAUUCGCACAGAGAUGCUUGCAUACAUGAAGACCAAUAAAUUUCAGCGUGCAGUAGACGAGCUACAGCAACUAGUCGUGCAACGGCUGUUUGAACUUUCCAAGGCCAAUAUGGCGGGUACAGGAUACAAGCUUCACCAGCAAAUCAGCAAAGCAAUCAAAACUCGAGGGAAGGCCGUUCGUUCUGCAUUAGACAACUAUAAUGACCUUGCAGCUUGCAUGACGCCCCUGGCUCCCCAUCUCGAGUGGGGCAAUAUCCUUGAUUAUGCUUUCAUAUCCAACUUCAAACUUCUCAAACACGCUUACUCUCAGCAGGACAUCACAAGGGAACCCUGGACCAUCCCUGGCAAUCGUGAGAUCAUGGUGAAAUACUUCAAAGUCAAACGUGCUCGCGAGGAGUUAGAGAGAUUGAAUGUGGAGAUUCGACGCCUUCGCACUUUCAUUGUUGAUGAGCAUGGAUUAAUGCACGCUCAGCUUCAUCACUUACAUGGCAGUGACCCAUACCUGGCGGCAGAACUCGAAGAAGUAUGUCAUAGACGCCAUUGGGUAGAUGCUGUUCGUCUCCUCCGACUUGACGAUAUCGAGUCAUUACCAAGUUUCACAGGGACCCGUACCUCGCGAGGCGAGACUAACAUUGUUUUGGUACCACAAGAGCUUGAUAGCGCAGAGGGUAUGGAGGAUCUUAUUGAAGAUGACGCUGUCCAAGAUGAAAUGAUUCGCCUUGGGGAGUUUUUUGAGAAUCUUAGCGUUGAAUAG